Molecule: messenger RNA, 3294 nt
Organism: Thunnus maccoyii (southern bluefin tuna)
Lineage: Eukaryota; Metazoa; Chordata; Actinopteri; Scombriformes; Scombridae
Product: E3 ubiquitin-protein ligase TRIM39-like
Exons: 2
Coding region: 446-2368 (640 amino acids)
Molecular function (GO): protein binding; zinc ion binding
Source: RefSeq, a predicted model, not a curated record
AUAUAUUUAAAAAAAUGUUUUUAUUGACACACAAAAAUAAAUACAAAAGAAAUACAGAAUUCUGACAAUUAAUUAACAAACUACAAUUUCUGACCCCAACCCCCCAAAACCAAUUUACAAAUCUGAACCAAGCGAUUACCCCUCAAACAAUAUCACUCAUAAACAUUAUUACUGUCCUUUAAUUCUUACUGUACUUAUAUCUUACAGCACAGGUAACAUGCUAAUGUUAAUACUAAUGCUAAUACUGUAGAGCAGCUCUGACAGCAAAAGACAACAAUUAUUAACCAAAGUCAAAAAACAGAAUAAAAUAAAAUAAAAUAAAAUAAAAAGGGAUCAGAGACUUAAACACAAUGACCAUGGGGGUGAAAAUCUGGCUGUGGACUAGUGUUUGUGGAAAUGAGAAGUCCUUCAUGUUGAAAAUAUUCUGUGAUUUUAACAGGGAGAAAUGAAGACAAAGGUGGACCUGUUGAACAUUCUGGAGGAUUUGAAAGCCGAGGAAUUCAAGGGCUUCAAAUGGUUUUUGCAGCAGCCUGAUAUCCUGGAAGGCCUCCAAGUCAUCAAAGCAUGCCAAGUGGAGAAGGCAGAGAGACGGGACACAGUGGAUCUGAUGGUGCAGACCUACCAACUUCCUGGAGCUGUGGAGGUGACCAAAAAGCUUUUAAAGAAGAUCAACAGGAAUGAUCUGCUGCAGAGUUCAUCAGACAGCAGCUCAGGAUCAGAAGGUAUGUCUGCUGGCAGCUGUCUGCGAUCUGAAGAUCAGUUUCUGUGCUCCAUCUGUCGGGAUGUGUUCACUGAUCAGGUCACCACACCAUGUGGACACAACUUCUGCAAAAACUGCAUCAAUGAACACUGGAACAGUAAUGACCAGUACCUGUGUCCAAUGUGUAAAAAGGUUUUCAACGCAAGACCUGAGCUGCAAGUCAAAAAAUUGUUCUCUGAGAUGGUUUCUCAGUUCAGACAGGAAGCUCAACAGAAAGCCAGCAGCAGCAGCUCAGAGCAACAAGCUGCCAAACCAGGAGAAGUUCCCUGUGACGUCUGUACUGGAACCAAACUGAAGGCCCUGAAGUCCUGUCUGAUGUGUCUGACCUCCUACUGUGAGACUCACCUGGAGCCUCAUCUGACAAUAUCACGUCUGAAAAGACAUCAGCUGAUGGACCCUGUGGAGAACCUGGAAGACAGGAUGUGUAUGAAGCACGAUAAACCUCUGGAGCUGUUCUGUAAGACUGACCAGACAUGUGUCUGCAUGCUCUGCUCUGUUUUAGACCACAAGACACAUGAGUUUGUUCCUCUGGAAGAAGAAUAUGAAGGAAAGAAGGUAGAGCUGGGGAAGACAGAAGCUCAAAUUCAGCAGAUGAUCCAGAAGAGACGACUGAAGAUUCAAGAGAUGGAACAGUCAGCCAACUUCAGAAAAGGAAAUGCAGAGAAAGAGAAAGCAGAAGGUGUUCAGGUCUUCACCCCUCUGAAGGAGUCUGUUGAGAGAAGCCUGAAUGAGCUCACUGAGACGAUUGAAGAGAAGCAAAGAACGACAGAGAAACAGGCUGAAGACUUCAUCAAAGAGCUGGAACAGGAAAUCUCUGAGCUGAAGAAGAGAAGCUCUGAGGUGGAGCAGCUCUCACGCUCUGAAGACCACCUCCACCUCCUCCAAAACUUCCUGUCCCUGAAAGCUGCUCUACCCACCAAAGACUGGACAGAGGUCAGCAUCCGUCCACCAUCAUGUGAGGAGACUGUGGUGAGAACUGUGACUCAGCUGGAGGAGAAGCUCAGUAAAGAGAUGAAGAAGCAGUUUGAGGCUGAGCUGAAGAGGGUCCAGCAGUACGCAGUGAAUGUGACUCUUGAUCCCGAUACAGCAAAUCCUAAACUCAUCUUGUCUGAUGAUGAGAAACAAGUAAAUCAUGGUGAUGUGAAGAAGAAUCUCCCAGACAACACAGAGAGAUUUUCUAUAAAUCCCUGUGUUUUAGGAAAGCAGAGUUUCUCUUCAGGCAGAUUUUACUUUGAGGUUCAGGUGAAAGGGAAGACUGAUUGGACUUUAGGAGUGGCCAGAGAGUCGAUCAACAGGAAGGGACAAAUCACACCGAGACCUGAGGAUGGUUACUGGACUAUAUGGUUGAGAAAUGGAAAUGAGUACAAAGCUCUCGCUGGUCCUUCAGUCUGUCUCUCUCUGAAGUCUCAGCCUCAGAAGGUGGGGGUGUUUGUGGAUUAUGAGGAGGGUCGGGUCUCCUUUUAUGAUGUAGAUGCUGCAGCUCUUAUCUACUCCUUUACUGGCUGCUCCUUCACUGAGAAACUCUACCCAUACUUCAGUCCCUUUCUUAAUAAAAGUGGUAAAAACUCCGCCCCUCUGAUCAUCUGUCCUGUCAAUCAAACUGAGUAGAGUAAUCACCUGUUUUAUGUCAGAAAUGUGUCUUUGUUUUUGAAGAGAAUAAAUAUACAAACACAUUCUUGUUUAUUAUGAGAAAAAACACAAACUAGGAUUUCUAUUUAAAAUAAAAUCUCUAUUUAAACAUCUGAUCAAAUCCACAGAACUUUAGUUUCAUUUCUAGUCAAAAACACAAAGUUUCCAAAAAAACAAAACUUUCAGUUUGAAGUGAAACCACAGAAAACAAAGUGUGAAUAUUUCACAGUGUCAUAAAGCUUCAUUGUAGAGUUCGGCUGAGACCAUGACUCCACAGAAUAUGUGUCAAUAUUUUACAAGCUGUAAUAAGUGCUGAAACACUUAAUGACAGAACAACAGAAAUGAAUUGAUUGAUUGAUAAUCGUUUAAAUUAUUUGUCAGACAAACAUUCUCAGGCUCCAUCUUUUUAAAUGUGAGGUUUUGCUGCUACUCUCUGCUCUAUAUGAUGGUAACUGGAAUAUUUUUGGGUUUUGGACUGUUGGUCAGACAAAACAUUCAAAGACACCUUGAAGUCUUAGAAACUGUGAUGAAUAUUUUCACUAUUUUCUGACAUUUUAUAAAGUAAAUAAUGAUUCAAUAUCAGGUUAAAACAAGGUUAAUUGUUAAUGAAAAUAAUCAUUAGUUGCAGCUCUACAGUUGAUUAAUAGAAUAUGUGUAUAAUGUGUAUAAAGGGUUUUCUUAUUUUGUCUGAGGUUUGUUUAGUUUCUGUCCACUUUGGCCAAUUUGUUUGUUUGAAUAUUGAAUAGAUUGAUUAUGAUUUAAAGAAAUCUGUAAAUAUGCGAUUGUAAAAAUGUGUAAACUAAACUAUGUCUGUAGUUUUAAUGUAAAGCUUUAAAAACAUGGCCUGAGUAAGCAGUGACUUGUUGAACACCAAACACAAAAAAUAAAAGCUGGUUUACAGAGAA